Messenger RNA from Aspergillus novofumigatus IBT 16806, 871 nucleotides. RefSeq lists its product as uncharacterized. Lineage: Eukaryota; Fungi; Ascomycota; Eurotiomycetes; Eurotiales; Aspergillaceae. The record is from RefSeq and is a predicted model, not a curated record. The coding region runs from base 52 to 552 and encodes 166 amino acids. The transcript is spliced from 3 exons.
CUAAUCUCCAAUUCUUGACCUCAUUUUCGAUCUAUAUACGUACAACCCACCAUGGCUCUCAUACGCCCUCAGAUGAUUCGUGCAUCCCUUCGUGCCGCCGGAGACACUGCUCGACGACCCAUACAGCAGGCUGGACGCCGGACGUACGCUUCUGCACAACAAAGCACCAAGAAAUCCAGCGACCUCCCAUGGAUGCUGGCAUCGGUUGGCCUCGGCGUCCCCGCUGCAUUCUACUUGCUUCAGUCCAGCCCCUCCAAGAUCGCGUCACACAACCACCACGGCGAAACAAGAAUGACUGAGAGGAAGGAAGCCGAGAUUCCCCCGGAGCGUGAGACUGUUGGCCCGGAUGUGAAGCCUUCUGAGGUCGAUGCGCCUGCCGGUAGGAAGGCACCUUCAGGAGCCAACACCAUUUCUGCCAAGCAGGAGGGCCUUGACAGUUCGGACACUUCCAACCCUUACGUUGCAGAACCGGGAAAGAGCGUAAAGGGUGAGGGCGAGACGGAUUCUGUCAAGCUGAAGGGAACUGUUGACCCUACUCGACCACAGCGGUGAUUGCACUCUGCUUUUGAUGGGAAGUAACUCAGUAUGCGAACAUGUCCGCAGUCGGCUCUGUCAGAUAUUGAUAUCUCUGUAUGCCCAAGAGACUCAACGUGUAAUAUAUUACAUAGCACAAUAGUUUCACAUAACGAAGAUCUCCGCCGCCGUAAGUGUCCUAAACAGCCAAGGUCCUUGAGCAGUUUCAGAACGGCUACUAUGGAGGGAAAGUGAACUCAGCCAUUGCAAAAUCACCAGCGCAAAUCUAUUAUUAUGAUUAUCAUUAGCUUGGCAGAAGGUGGUCUUCAAGGCCAUCCACUAAAAAAGUACAAUGAAC